CACCUGCUGGGCACCGUAAUGGUGCUCUCUGCCCCAGCUGAGCCUCUCGCUGCCCUCUGAAGGAGCAGGAUGACAAGAUGGCACAGCUGCUUGUACCGCCCGGACCAGACAGCUUCCGCCCCUUCCUCCCCGAGUCGCUGGCCGCCAUCGAGAGGCGCAUCGCCGAGGAGAAGGCCCGGAGACCGCGGGCGGAGCGCCGCAGCGACGAAGACGAUGAAAAUGGGCCCAGGCCCAACAGCGACUUGGAGGCGGGGAAGUCUCUGCCCUUCAUCUACGGAGACACCCCUCCUCACCUGGUGUCGACCCCUCUGGAAGACCUUGACACCUACUACAGCAAUCAGAAGACCUUCAUAGUAUUGAAUCGUGGGAAGGCAAUCUUCCGUUUCAAUGCCACUUCUGCCUUGUACAUCCUGAACCCCUUCAACCCUCUAAGAAGAUUAGCUAUUAAAGUUUUAGUGCACUCGAUGUUCAGCAUGUUGAUCAUGUUCACCAUCUUGACCAACUGUGCUUUUAUGACCCUGAGUAACCCCCCGGAAUGGGCCAAGAAUGUAGAGUACACAUUCACGGGGAUUUACACCUUCGAGUCUCUUAUAAAGAUCCUGGCCCGGGGCUUCUGUGUGGGGAAGUUCACGUUCCUGCGGGACCCGUGGAACUGGCUGGAUUUCAGCGUCAUACUCAUGGCGUAUAUAACAGAGUUUGUAAACCUAGGCAAUGUUUCCGCUCUGCGCACAUUCAGAGUAUUGCGAGCUUUGAAAACUAUCUCAGUAAUCCCAGGCCUGAAGACCAUCGUGGGCGCCCUGAUCCAGUCAGUGAAGAAGCUGUCGGACGUGAUGAUUCUCACCGUGUUCUGCCUCAGCGUCUUUGCCCUGAUCGGCCUGCAGCUUUUCAUGGGCAACCUGAGGCAGAAGUGCAUGCGCAUCUUGAACAACACCAGCAGCAGCAAUGACACCGACAUGAACCUGCUGGGCUUCAACACCACCUUCAACUGGACAGAGUACAUCAACGAUGAGCGUAAUUACUAUUACCUUCCUGGCCGUAGGGAUGCACUGCUAUGUGGAAAUGGCAGUGGUGCAGGGCUCUGUCCGGAGGGCUUCAUGUGUAUCAAAGGGGGUCGUAAUCCAGACUACGACUACACGAGCUUCGACACCUUCAGCUGGGCCUUCCUGUCUCUGUUCCGACUAAUGACUCAGGACUUCUGGGAGAACCUCUACCAGCAGACCUUGCGUGCGGCGGGGAAGCCCUACAUGAUCUUCUUUGUGCUGGUGAUAUUCCUGGGCUCCUUCUACCUCAUCAAUCUGAUCCUGGCUGUGGUGGCCAUGGCAUAUGACGAGCAGAACCAGGCCACCAUUGAGGAGGCUCAGCAGAAGGAGGAGGAGUUCCAGGCCAUGUUGGAACAGCUGAAGAGACAGCAGGAGGAAGCUCAGGUUGCCGCGGCAGCAGCGGCCGCGGAGAGCGGCGAGUACAGCGGGAGAGGGGCCCCCACCUCGGAGUCGUCCUCGGGGACGUCCAAGCUCAGCUCGAAAAGCGCCAAGGAGCGACGCAACCGGCGGAAGAAGAGGAAGCAGCGGGAGGAGGAGGAGAGGGACGGGCGCGACAAGUUUCACAAGUCCGAGUCCGAGGACAGCAUCAAGAGGUCCAGCUUCCGCUUCUCCAUUGACGCCAACCGGCUGUCUUAUGAGAAACGAUGCUCCUCACCCAACCAGUCCCUCCUCAGUGUUCGCGGCACCCUGUUCUCACCUCGGAGGAACAGCCGAGCCAGCCUCUUCAGCUUCCGUGGCCGAGCGCGCGACAUGGGCUCGGAGAACGACUUCGCCGACGACGAGCACAGCACCUUCGAGGAAAGCGACAGUCGCCGCGGCUCCUUGUUCGUGCCGCGACGCCUCGAGCGCCGCUGCAGCGCCGUGAGCCAGACCAGCCUUGUGGCGCCGCGGAUUGUGCUGCCCGCCAACGGCAAGAUGCACUGCUCCGUAGACUGCAACGGAGUGGUGUCGCUGGUCGGUGGGACGUCCGUAACCUCUCCUGUAGGUCUCCUGCUGCCGGAGGGAACAACAACAGAUACAGAGAUAAAGAAGCGUAGGUCGGGUUUCUUCCAGCCAUCCAUGGACUAUUUAGAAGAACCAGGGGGCCGGCCGAGGGCCAUGAGUGUGGCCAGUAUCCUUACCAACACAAUGGAAGAGCUUGAAGAGUCCAGACAGAAGUGCCCGCCCUGCUGGUAUCGAUUCGCUAACACCUGUCUGAUCUGGGAUUGCUGUCCUGCAUGGCUGAAAAUCAAAGACGUUGUCAGCACGGUGGUCAUGGACCCGUUUGUAGACCUGACCAUCACCAUUUGCAUCGUCCUCAACACCCUGUUCAUGGCCAUGGAGCACUACCCCAUGACCAAAGAGUUCGAUAACGUCCUCUCAGUUGGAAACCUGGUGUUCACCGGCAUCUUCACAGCAGAGAUGUGCUUCAAGAUUAUCGCCCUGGAUCCCUACUACUACUUCCAGGAGGGCUGGAACAUCUUCGACGGCAUCAUCGUUAGCCUCAGCCUGAUGGAGCUCGGCUUGGCCAACGUGGAAGGCCUGUCUGUACUCAGGUCCUUUAGAUUGCUGAGGGUCUUCAAACUGGCCAAGUCGUGGCCCACGCUCAACAUGCUCAUCAAGAUCAUUGGUAACUCUGUCGGCGCUCUGGGCAACUUGACUCUUGUGCUGGCCAUCAUCGUGUUCAUCUUUGCCGUGGUGGGCAUGCAGCUGUUCGGGAAGAGCUACAAGGAGUGCGUGUGCAAGAUUUCUGAGGACUGCGAGCUGCCGCGCUGGCACAUGCACGACUUCUUCCACUCCUUCCUCAUCGUGUUCCGGGUGCUGUGUGGCGAAUGGAUCGAGACCAUGUGGGACUGCAUGGAGGUAGCGGGGCAGACCAUGUGCAUAAUUGUCUUCAUGAUGGUCAUGGUCAUAGGAAACCUUGUGGUUCUGAAUCUUUUCCUGGCUCUCCUCCUGAGCUCAUUUAGCGCCGACAACCUGGCAGCGACUGACGAAGACAGCGAGAUGAACAACCUGCAGAUCGCCGUGGGUCGCAUCCAACGGGGCAUCUCGUACAUUAAGUCCAAAGUGCAGCAGUUCCUCCGGAGCCUCUGCUUUGGCGGCGGCAAGGGCUUGGCUCUGGCAGAAGAGAGCAAACCCCUGGACGAGCUGCACAGCAACGGCAAGGGCAACUGCAUUUCUAACCACACUCCACUGGAGAUCACCAAAGACCCUGAUGGGAUGUACCUGGUGGAGGGCAACGGGAGGCCAGGAGAAGGGCUGGUGGUUGGGGUAGGUGGGGAUACCACGGGCAAGUACCCAAUGGAGGAAUGUGACUAUAUGUCGUUUAUUCACAACCCCAGCCUGACUGUGACGGUGCCCAUAGCUGUGGGCGAGUCAGACUUCGAGAACUUAAACACGGAAGAUUUCAGCAGCGAUUCGUCUGACCUGGAGGGCAGCAAAGAGAAGCUUGACGUCGACCCACAGCCUUUGAGCUCAUCGGAGGGGAGCACGGUUGAUAUUCGACCCCCAGGAGAUGGUGCUGAAUCAGUGGAACUGGAACCAGAGGAGUCUCUGGAUCCAGAGGCCUGCUUCACAGAAGGCUGCGUCCGUAGGUUCCAGUGCUGUCAGGUCAGCGAGGACGUAGGCUGGUUCAAGAGCUGGUGGACUCUCCGAAAAACCUGCUUUAUCAUAGUGGAGCACAACUGGUUUGAAUCCUUCAUCAUAUUCAUGAUCCUGCUCAGCAGUGGAGCGCUGGCAUUUGAGGAUGUUUACAUCGAGCAGCGGCGAACCAUCAAGACAGUGCUGGAGUACGCAGACAAGGUGUUCACGUACAUCUUCAUCCUGGAAAUGCUGCUGAAGUGGGUGGCGUACGGCUUCGUCAAGUACUUCACCAACGCUUGGUGCUGGCUUGACUUCCUUAUUGUAGAUGUGUCCUUGGUGAGCCUCGUAGCAAACGCUCUGGGCUACUCUGAGCUCGGCGCCAUCAAAACUCUGAGGACACUGCGAGCCCUCCGGCCCCUGAGGGCCCUGUCUCGGUUUGAGGGCAUGAGGGUUGUGGUUAACGCCCUGCUGGGGGCCAUCCCCUCCAUCAUGAACGUGCUCCUGGUCUGCCUCAUCUUCUGGCUCAUCUUCAGCAUCAUGGGCGUGAACCUUUUCGCAGGGAAGUACUACUACUGCGUCAACACCACCACGGACGAGCCCUUCCCCAUCACCGUCGUCAAUAACAAGAGCGAGUGCCUGAGCCUGGUCAAUGACAGUGCACGCUGGAAGAACGUCAAAAUCAACUUUGACAAUGUUGGGGCUGGUUAUUUGGCCCUGCUACAAGUGGCAACAUUUAAAGGUUGGAUGGACAUCAUGUACGCAGCUGUGGACUCCAGAAAUUUGGAAGACCAGCCUGACUAUGAAGUGAACCUGUACAUGUACCUCUACUUCGUCAUCUUCAUAAUCUUCGGCUCCUUCUUCACUCUUAACCUGUUUAUUGGCGUCAUCAUCGACAACUUCAACCAGCAGAAGAAAAAGUUUGGAGGCCAGGACAUCUUCAUGACAGAGGAACAGAAGAAAUACUACAACGCCAUGAAGAAGCUGGGUUCCAAGAAACCGCAAAAGCCUAUUCCUAGGCCAACGAAUGCAUUUCAAGGCUUCGUGUUUGACUGCAUCACAAAGCAGGCGUUUGACAUUGUAAUCAUGAUCCUCAUCUGCCUUAACAUGGUGACCAUGAUGGUAGAAACAGAUGACCAGACAAAAGAGAUGGACAGGAUCCUUUACUGGAUUAACCUGGUUUUCAUUGUGCUCUUCACUGGGGAGUGUGCGCUCAAGAUGAUCUCGUUGCGUCACUAUUACUUCACCAUUGGUUGGAACAUCUUUGACUUUGUGGUGGUGAUCCUUUCGAUUGUAGGUAUGUUUUUAUCUGAGGUUAUUGAGAAGUACUUUGUGUCUCCAACGCUGUUCCGAGUGAUACGACUCGCCCGGAUAGGUCGCAUUCUUCGCCUUAUCAAAGGUGCCAAGGGCAUCCGGACGCUCCUCUUUGCCUUGAUGAUGUCACUACCUGCCCUGUUCAACAUUGGCCUUCUACUCUUCCUGGUUAUGUUCAUCUAUGCCAUCUUUGCCAUGUCCAACUUUGCUUACGUCAAAAGGGAGUCAGGGAUCGAUGACAUGUUCAAUUUUGAGACCUUCGGGAACAGUAUGAUCUGUUUGUUUCAGAUUACAACCUCAGCUGGGUGGGACGGACUGUUGGCACCCAUACUUAACAAGAGGGAACCUGACUGUGACAGUCAAAUGGAACACCCAGGAAACUUGUACAAGGGCAACUGUGGUAACCCUUCAGUGGGCAUCUUUUUCUUUGUUAGCUACAUCAUCAUUUGCUUUCUCAUUGUGGUUAACAUGUACAUUGCCGUCAUCCUGGAGAACUUUAGCGUGGCUACAGAGGAAAGUGCUGAGCCGCUGAGCGAGGACGAUUUUGAGAUGUUCUACGAGGUGUGGGAACGCUUCGACCCUGACGCCACUCAGUUUGUAGAGUACAGCAAGCUCUCAAACUUUGCAGAUGCUCUAGACCCACCGUUACGCAUUCCCAAGCCUAAUAUGAUCCAGCUCAUAACGAUGGACCUGCCGAUGGUGAGUGGCGAGCGCAUCCACUGCCUUGACAUCCUGUUUGCUUUCACCAAGCGAGUGUUGGGAGAAGGCGGUGAGAUGGACAUGUUACGUGGACAGAUGGAGGAGCGCUUCAUGGCCUCCAACCCCUCCAAGGUUUCCUACGAGCCCAUUACCACCACCCUGCGCCGCAAGCAGGAGGAAAUGGCUGCCGUAAUUAUCCAGAGAGCCUUCCGCCACUACAUGAUCCGCCAGGCCAUGAAAAAGGCCUCCGCCCUCUACAAGGAGAAGCUAAAGGAGGGCGUUCGCGACCCAGACAAGGAUGUGAUGGUCAUCAGCAAGUUCAACGAAAACUCCACGUCGGAUAAAACAGACGUGACUCCUUCCACGGCCUCCCCGCCCUCCUACAACAGUGUGACGAAGUCAGACAAGGACAAAUACGAAAAAGAAAACCGGGAAAAGGAAAACAAAGGGAAAGACUUGAAAGACAAAAAGAAAUAGACUUCUAAAAAUAUGGAACAAUUAAAUAUAAUGCAUCAGAUCUAUGAGAGACAUUUGUUUACAGCUUCUAGAGGAGGUAGAUAAAUGUGUGCUUGUCUGUUGAUUGUUCAGAGAUGAGGAAUGCUGAUUUGAGAAAGCCCUAAAAAGGGAGUGGAUAUGUUGGAAAUAUAUAUAAAUAUGUGGGUUCUUCCCAGAGGGGGGAAAUGGAAGCAAGUUAUUCAGCUGACACUGCCAGAGGUUGACUGAUACAUAGAGCAGACUCUCUUCAAAACGCUUGUGG
Nematolebias whitei (Rio pearlfish) is the source of this 6369-nucleotide messenger RNA. Its product is annotated as sodium channel protein type 2 subunit alpha. Gene Ontology annotation, biological process: sodium ion transmembrane transport; membrane depolarization during action potential; neuronal action potential. The record is from RefSeq and is a predicted model, not a curated record. NCBI's taxonomy places the organism in Eukaryota, Metazoa, Chordata, Actinopteri, Cyprinodontiformes, Rivulidae. Gene Ontology annotation, molecular function: protein binding; voltage-gated sodium channel activity. Gene Ontology annotation, cellular component: voltage-gated sodium channel complex; axon; plasma membrane. The transcript has 27 exons. Bases 78 to 6089 code for a protein of 2003 amino acids.